Messenger RNA from Erinaceus europaeus (western European hedgehog), 2385 nucleotides. RefSeq names its product tyrosinase related protein 1 (gene TYRP1). Gene Ontology annotation, biological process: melanocyte differentiation; melanosome organization. Gene Ontology annotation, cellular component: melanosome. The record is from RefSeq and is a predicted model, not a curated record. Gene Ontology annotation, molecular function: oxidoreductase activity. Lineage: Eukaryota; Metazoa; Chordata; Mammalia; Eulipotyphla; Erinaceidae.
AUUAACAGCUUUGACAUCAGGGAACAAGCAAAUAUAAAUCACUCAGCCCUAAGAGAGGUUCAGCAGAGACACCCAUCAGGAGUUUGAAGCUUGAUUUUUAAUGUGUGUCACUCCUUGUCUGCAUCAAGGGUUGAAAGCCAGAACUUUGCCUGCAUACUUGCUUCAAGCAGAAUGAAAGAUUCUAAACUUCUCUCUCUAAGAUGCAUCAUCUUGAUCCUGCUUUUUCUUCAUCAGGUCUGGGCUCAGUUCCCAAGAGAGUGUGCCACAGUUGAGGCUUUGAGAAAUGGUGUGUGCUGCCCAGACCUGUUCCCCCUUUCUGAACCAGGAUCUGACCCUUGUGGCUCCUCAUCAGGGAGAGGCAGGUGUGAGGCAGUGACUGCAGACUUCCGGCCCCACAGCCCUCAGUACCCACACGAUGGCCAAGAUGACAGGGAGCGCUGGCCUACUCAGUUCUUCAAUAGAACAUGUCAUUGCAAUGGCAAUUUCUCAGGACACAACUGUGGAACUUGUCGUCCUGGAUGGAGAGGAGCUGCCUGUAACCAGAGGGUUCUCACUGUCAGGAGAAACCUUCUGGAAUUAAGUAUAGAGGAAAAGAACCGCUUUGUCCGUGCCCUGGAUAUGGCAAAGCGCACAACACACCCUCAGUUUGUCAUUGCCACCAGAAGAUCAGAAGAAAUAUUGGGGUCAGAUGGCAACACACCACAAUUUGAGAACAUUUCCAUUUAUAACUUCUUUGUUUGGACACAUUAUUACUCAGUCAAAAAAACGUUCCUGGGGGCAGGUCAGGAAAGUUUUGGUGAAGUGGAUUUCUCUCAUGAAGGACCAGCUUUUCUCACAUGGCACCGGUAUCAUCUAUUACAGUUGGAGAGAGAUAUGCAGGACAUGUUGCAGGAUUCUUCUUUCUCCCUUCCUUACUGGAAUUUUGCGACUGGGAAGAAUGUCUGUGACAUCUGCACUGAUGAUUUGAUGGGAUCAAGAAGCAGCUUUGAUUCCACACUUAUAAGCCUGAACUCUGUCUUUUCUCAAUGGCGAGUGCUCUGUGAAUCCUUAGAAGACUAUGAUACCCUAGGAACUCUUUGUAACAGCACUGAGACUGGACCAAUAAGAAGAAAUCCAGCUGGAAAUGUGGCUAGACCAAUGGUACAACGCCUUCCUGACCCACAGGAUAUAGCUCAGUGUUUGGAAGUUGGCUUAUUUGACACUCCUCCUUUUUAUUCCAAUUCUACAAAUAGUUUCCGAAACACAGUAGAAGGUUACAGUGAACCCACAGGAAGGUAUGACCCUGCUGUUCGAAGCCUUCACAAUCUGGCUCAUCUAUUCCUGAAUGGAACAGGAGGGCAAACCCACUUAUCUCCAAACGAUCCUAUAUUUGUGCUCCUGCAUACUUUCACUGAUGCAAUUUUUGAUGAGUGGUUAAGGAGAUAUAACGCUGAUGUAUCCACCUUUCCAUUGGAAAAUGCCCCUAUUGGACACAACCGACAAUACAAUAUGGUGCCAUUCUGGCCUCCAGUUACUAACAUAGAAAUGUUUGUUACUGCUCCAGACAACCUAGGAUAUACUUAUGAAAUCCAAUGGCCAAGUCAGAAUUUUAGUAUUUCUGAGAUUAUUACCAUAACAGUAGUUGCUGCCUUAUUACUAGUUGCGGUCAUCUUUUUGGGUGCUUCCUAUCUGAUUCGCACCAAAAGCAACAUGGAUGAAGCAAAUCAGCCACUCCUCACUGAUCAGUAUCACCACUAUACUGAAGAAUAUGAAAAAAUCCAGGAGCCUAAUCAGUCUACAGUCUGGUGAUAGAUCAUUUAUUCUCUCAUGCUUCAGUAUCACAUAACCACCUGCUUGGAAAAUAAUAAAUUUAGUUUCUGUAUUUUACUUCAUUCUGUAACUUCUUUCUUAAACAUUAAUAUAUUGAAAUUAAAACUUCAGAAGCUAUUUUCUAGAACUGAGAGGUCAUUAACAAUGUUUCAGUGUAAAGUUUUAUGUCAUCUUAGUCAAGUUAUCAUUACUCUCCCUAUGUGCUAUAUUAUUCAUUGUAAGUAAUGUUCAAUUCUAAUCUUGGAGACUUGACAUUAUCCUCAGUUCUCCAGUUCUCUUAUUAAACACUGUAAAUGAAGUUAUUAUGCACUCACUGGAAAGCACAUUACACACCGCUUUAAAUCUAUUAUUUUCUAGUAAACAAGCAUCUGUUGCAUGCCAAGACUACAAACUGAACUAAGUUGUAAACUCUAAAUGAAGUAAGUAAAAAUUUCUGACUGGCCCUCACUGUGUACUCGAGAAUGAGCAAUUAUUACUUUUGUGCCUUCUUGGUAUGUAUGUCUUCUUGGCUAUGGUAUGUCUUCACUCCUAGAAACAUAUUUUUAUAUAACCAAUUACAGAUCAACUUUAAAACUG